ACAAUAAUAAUAAUAAUAAUAAUAAUAUCUGAAAAUUAGCAUUUUGCAAUCCAAUUAGGUUUUGAUUUUCAAUUUUGCGUCAAUCGGCUUACAAAAACCCUUUACCCGAAAUCUCAUUUUCUCUUCUUUCCCCCAAAACACAAAAUCACACACAGAAAACCUUCAGCCCCUCUCCUCCUCCCCUCAUUCUCGCUUGCUCGAGCAGACACAGCUCUUCUUUCUGCAUAAUACUCCUUAUUGCAUUAUCAUUUUGGCGUAUAUUCUGGUUUAUCGACCCGGGUUGCUACAUAUAUACAGAGGAGGGCGUUGGGGUUAUUGCAGGAAAAAAAGAUGAGCAGUGGAGUUAAGGGAGUUGGGAGUAGGGUUUCGAUUCCAAACGGUGUCAAGAAGAUGAUCAAUAAUAUAAAGGAAAUUACUGGGCAGAAUCACAGUGAAGAUGAGAUUUAUGCAAUGCUCAAGGAGUGCAACAUGGAUCCCAACGAAACUACCCAGAAGCUUUUACUUCUCGAUACAUUCCAUGAAGUCAAAAGAAAACGUGAUAGGAGAAAAGAGGUCUUGACUGGUUCGAAUUCUGCCUAUACUUCUCAGAAUAUGUCUAAGGAGCCUGCAGAGUCGAAGUGGAAGCCGGGCCCGCAGGCUCGGGCAAAUAGGGGUCGUGGGAACCAUCCAUCACGAUAUGUGCCUCAAGAUGCUGGUGUUGGGAGAAAUGUGGCUGUUGUAAAGGAAAAUGCUGCCAGUCACCUCACUGAUAAGGGUACCGGCAAGGUCCCCUUCGCUACUUCACAAGACUUGAGAAAGAAUGAAACUUCUUCCUUCGCAAGCCCUGCUACUGUUGCAUCCAAUGGACCAUCUAGUAUUACCUCCCAGAGUACCAAUGUUAUAGACGAGAAUCAUGGUGAGGGUACAAUCACUAUUGGUUCCGUUAAGAACACCAUUGCUCUGGGGGGGAAGAAUAUAAAACAGCACCAAAUUCUGGAUUCGAGCAACAGCUCAGCAUCUGGUCCUCCACCACCUGCUGCAGGAUCUUAUUUGUCUUCUUCAGAUAUUGUACCAUUGUCUUCUUCUCAAGAAUUAAAACUCCAUAAUGCAGUGAACACUAUCCAACCUGAAUUGGGAACUCAGGAUUUCCCCACUGAACAGCUUGAUGAUAAUCUUACCGAGAGCAAAGCAGCUUCUGCGGAAAUAUCUGCUUUUGAGGUUGGGACUAUCUCUUUGGAGCAAAAAGUGCCAAAUGAAAUCCAGGGAGUCAAGAAGAAUCAGCAUUCGGGGUCCAUGCAGACUUCAUCCUCUGCUGUUAGUAGGCCUUCAUCUAAUUACAACAAUAGGUCUCAAGUGAUUGGCCCGCAAAAAGUGGGUCCUGGCAAGGAGUGGAAACCUAAAUCCACAAUUCCCCAUAUUGGUCAAGGUGGCACUACUACGAGUUCAUCGGAGGUUCUUGUGGUAUCUGGUGGAAGUCAUUCUGAACCACAGACAACUCCCAUCCUCACUUCAAAAGAAACCACUUUGGAGCUGCAGAGGAAGUUGGAAGAAACCCAUAUUUCAGAUAGUCAGCAUGUGAUUAUUCCCGAUCACCUGCAUGUCCCCGAAGUUGAAAAACUUGGAUUUUGUUUCGGGAGUUUCGAUGCUAGUUUUGGAUUGGACAUGAACCAAACUGGUAUUCCUGGUAGUGAGAAGCCUCCACUAAUGUCAGAUUCCUCUGAUCCCAUUGAUGGACCAGAGAAGGAGCUACAGUUAAGCAACCAAGAUGCAUCAGUAGCUGCAGAGGAUACUGAUGUAAAAGAUACUGACGUAAAGUAUCCUGACCAUCCCCAAUCACCUUCACAAGGACCAGAAAACAUCCCAACAAGUGAGGUUGAAGUAUCGUCGUCCAUUAACCCUGAUUAUAGUGAAUCCAAGCCGGAGGUUGCUCCAGGAAUUUAUCAACAUCCUGUGGUUCAUACUUCAAACUAUAGUUUUGGUUUUAUGCCACCAACAUUGGGCGGCCAGCUUGCACCUUCAGAAAUUUCAGAAUCUCAAGCACGGGAUGCUUCUCGGAUGCCAGGCUUUGUGAUUUUUCCUUGCAUUAUCCCAUACAAUGUGCCUCAAUCUUUUGAUCCAGCAAGUUAUUAUGCCCAAUUUUAUCGUCCUGGCUUGGAUAGUGAUGGCCGCAUUUCCCCUUUCCAGCCUGCAAACAAGUACACGGGGAAUGCUGCUUUGGUCUCUGCACAGACUUCUCAGACUCCUCAAGAGGCUAGUGUCCCUCUAGUUCUGUCUACAGCAUCUCAAACACCUCUUGUUACCCAAGCUGCUGGGAUCAUGCAGAGCACUAUGACUGCAACCCAGCAACCCCUUCCAGUUUUUCGCCAUCCGACUGGAGUUCAUCUGCCCCACUAUCCUCCUAACUACAUGCCAUAUGGGCCCUAUUUUUCCCCAUUCUAUGUUCCGCCACCUGCCAUUCAUCAAUUUAUGAGUAACGGUGCAUUCCCUCAGCAGCCUCAGGCUACCGGCGGUUUGUAUCAGUCAGCACCCGGGACAAAUGCCAAAUCUUCUGUUUCUCAAUAUAAGCAAGGAUCAAACACGGGUAGCUCGGUUCAAAUUGGAGUGCCUGGCAAUUACGGGCCGUAUGGUCUUUCCAUGCCCAACUACACGUCGGGGUCAACCACAGCAGCUGUUACUUCAACGUCCAAUGAGGAUAUUGCGGCUCCUCAGGCAAAGGAGAACAAUGCCUAUGUCAGUGGCCAACAGAAUGACGGUUCUGGUGUGUGGUACACUGCGCCUGGUCGUGAUAUUUCAGCCUUACAGGCUAGUUCUUUCUACAACCUUCCUCAGGGACAGCUGGCUUUUGCCCCAUCACAGCCGGGCCACGGGCCCUUCUCAGGGGUUUUCCACCCAGCACAGGCAGUGACAACAGCUAAUAUUCACCCGCUUUUGCAACAACCUCAAGCAAUUACAAAUAGCCCCGUUGAUAUGGUGGGACCAACACCCAGCGUUUACCAGCAGCCGCAGCAUACACAACUAAACUGGCCGAUUGCCGAUUAUGGAGAGGCCCGAACGAGGGGUCCCAAGAAUGGCCAAACACAACACAUCCUGCGGGUCGAGCCUGAUGAAAUAAUUCUCGACCGGGAAAUCCCAAAUGGCCCCAUCCCCAAACACAAUCGACAACGACGGCAGAUCAUCCACCGGGUUACGGGAGCCCGACACAUUAUAACAAGGACCCAAAAUCGGAAAAUCCUCCACAAUCGGGUAGCCCAACACCUUCUUCACGAAAGCCUCCUUGAUGACCCGAUAAGCCGGCUCCACGAAAUAAGUAAGCGUAGUGCCCGAGUCCACGAUCGUUCCUCCACCGCCCUCCGACGAGAAACCCCACGUCUCCUUGGGAAUUUCCAAUACCUCCCCUCCAACCACGAUCCACUUUAUCUCCACGCCCGUGAACGUGAAGUUCAAUUCCUUGCUAUCCAUCAAAUCCCCGAAAAUCAACUUGCUGCUAACGCUAGAGUUGCUAUUCCGGUCCACGAGACAGUACGAAAACGAGUGCCCGUAAAGGGACUGGAGCUGGGACGCGAACGAGAGGGGCCCACGCCCAAGGCCCAACAGGCCAGCCGCCCCAUGAAAGAGCCCACGGUUCCAGUGGCCGCACCCAAACAUCACAUUCUCCACCCGUCCAAGCCCGGCCCGGCCCGUAAGGUUCACCGUGAAAGUCUCGACCGCGAAAUCGCCCGUCGUGUUGGAGCUGUCCCCGUACCAGUAGUAAUACGGGCAGCUCUGGUUUUGGGCCCGGCAGCCCACGGGGGACGAAACGAGCCCGCAGCGCGGGUCCCCGCAGCUCACGUUCCGGUAAGAGCUCGAGUGGUUCGGGUCAUAGUAAGGGCCCGUUUGGUCGAAGCAGUCGUGGCAAGGGACGCACUGUAUCCAGUUGAGGUCGCUGCCCGUGUCGAGGAUCAACGAGAAGUGCUUGGGAGGCGUGCCCACGAACACGUCCAUCAAGUAUUCGCCGGAGCCGAGGCUGACGCCAGACUCCAGGGUGGCCACCAGGCGCCCGUCCGGGCCGCCGGAGGAAUAUUCCGGCGGGGGGAUUAUCGGUGGAGCCUUUGGAUUCUCGUUGAGUCUUUCGCCGUUAAAGAAUCCAAAGGUUGGAUCUUUUUUCCGGCGGCGGACGAGUGCUUUAGAUUGAGGACCACGGGUGGCUUUUUCACCGUAAAGACUUCAUUUUUACGGGCACCGAGUUCAUGGGCCGGCGCAGAAAGGCCGCAAUCGGAGCUCACGGAAGAGGACGCGCCGUUGAGGGUAGGAACUUUCGCCAUGGCUGAAAAAUUGGAGGUAUUUUCUGUGGCGUUUUGA
Molecule: messenger RNA, 4317 nt
Organism: Striga asiatica
Lineage: Eukaryota; Viridiplantae; Streptophyta; Magnoliopsida; Lamiales; Orobanchaceae
Source: the annotation of a GenBank genome assembly